CUGUCUGAUUGUUUUGUGCCAAGCCGCCCCGCCCAAAAUCAAGGGUUCUCGUGUUGGAGCCGUGACGCUGGACGCUACCAGCAAGCAAACUCCAAUUGAUUGUUAUAGAGUUGUUAAAGAAGCAAAGAAAGAAUGGUGGGUGCUAAUGCUGAAGCAGGUGAUGGGCUUCCUACAAAAUUGGAAAAGUUGCAACUUGAGCACCAAGAUGGCCCAAAUAGUGUUGCAGGUUUGGCUGAUACAAAGGAAAAAUCAAGUAUAGUAGUUUCUAAUGAAGAAACUGGAAUUUCAAAUUCUGUGGGUGGCAAUGGAAAUGUUACCUCAGUUUCACCAUCAAAGCAUAAGGAUGAAAAUGGCAAAAAUGAGGAUAGUGCAGCACCAGAUAACGUAUCAGAAACUUCAAAGAAGAAAAAAAAGAAGAGCAAAAGCAAGAAGAAGAAAGAAACUCUUCAACAAACCGAUCCUCCAUCUAUUCCUGUUAUUCAACUUUUCCCAUCUGGGGAGUUCCCUGAGGGUGAAAUUCAGCAAUACAAAGAUGAUAACCUAUGGAGGACUACUUCUGAAGAAAAGCGGGAAUUGGAGCGCCUUGAAAAACCCAUCUAUAAUGCAGUUCGCCAAGCAGCAGAAGUUCAUCGACAGGUUCGAAAAUACAUCAGAAGUAUUCUUAAACCUGGGAUGUUGAUGGCUGAUCUCUGUGAAACCUUGGAGAAUACUGUUCGUAAGUUAAUUUCAGAAAAUGGUCUACAAGCGGGCAUUGCAUUCCCUACAGGAUGCUCACUAAAUUGGGUUGCUGCACAUUGGACACCCAAUUCUGGGGAUAAGACUGUGCUUCAGUAUGAUGAUGUUAUGAAGUUGGAUUUUGGAACUCAUAUUGAUGGACAUAUAGUUGAUUGUGCUUUUACAGUAGCAUUCAACCCCAUGUUUGAUCCUCUGCUUGAGGCUUCAAGGGAGGCAACCAAUACUGGAAUUAAGGAAUCUGGAAUAGAUGUACGCCUUUGUGAUGUUGGUGCUGCAAUCCAAGAGGUCAUGGAAUCAUAUGAGGUUGAGAUCAAUGGAAAGGUUUUUCAGGUCAAAAGCAUACGGAACUUGAAUGGACAUAGCAUUGGCCCCUAUCAGAUCCAUGCAGGAAAAUCCGUCCCUAUUGUAAAAGGAGGAGAGCAGACAAAGAUGGAAGAGGGUGAAUUUUUUGCAAUUGAAACUUUUGGAUCAACCGGGAAAGGAUAUGUUCGAGAAGAUUUGGAGUGCAGCCAUUACAUGAAAAAUUUUGAUGUUGGACACAUUCCACUCAGGUUGCCCAAAGCCAAACAACUGCUUGCAACAAUCAACAAGAACUUCUCUACAUUAGCCUUUUGCAGGCGUUAUUUAGACCGCCUUGGGGAGACUAAAUAUCUAAUGGCACUAAAGAACCUGUGUGAUACUGGCAUUGUUCAGCCUUACCCUCCUCUUUGCGACAUUAAAGGUAGCUAUGUGGCACAAUUUGAGCACACUAUUCUUCUCCGGCCAACCUGCAAAGAAGUUAUAUCCAGAGGCGAUGACUACUAAUUGAGGAAUAAGUGUUCAUAUUUAUCUUGUUUUUUUCUAUUUCUCCAGUUACUGUACCAGUUUCUUGCACACAAACAGUUUCGAUCUGAAUAGCAAUCCAUAGAAAUAUACUUUCUUGGUCAUA
Molecule: messenger RNA, 1663 nt
Organism: Nelumbo nucifera (sacred lotus)
Lineage: Eukaryota; Viridiplantae; Streptophyta; Magnoliopsida; Proteales; Nelumbonaceae
Source: RefSeq, a predicted model, not a curated record